UUCUGAGAAAUUUAGCGAGGUCAGGACACUAUCAACUCCCUUGGACAGCCCUGGAUCACCCCAGCCGAAACGAUUUUGUCGGUUGUAGUAAAAUGGGGUGAUUGCCGCUCGAAUGAUGCGGCCACCGUGCGGCUGAACUGUAUCCACAAAAGAAUGAGCUUCAUCCUUGCUUAGCUUUCCUCAUCUUCAGCCUCGUCUUUCUUUCAGGGUACGUUCGCUAGAUAGCGUGGGACGGACUUCCAGAAGCUUGAGACUUCGGCCAAAUGGACCUGGUACAAUGCGUGGACAACAUUGACGACCUUUCGCGUCAUGGUUUCACUCUCAACGAUGACGGCACACUUCAGCCCGCCUUUGACGAAAAGGGACGAAUUUGCAACCCUGAUCUGGUCCUACGACCUAACCUCCUCUGUUCCCGGUGCAUUGAAAUUGCUCGUAGACUACUCUCCAGAUCUUGCGAUGCCCCACCAUUCUGUGGCGAACCUUUCUACGAUUCCGAACGUGAGCUGCGGCAGUCAGUCAUGCAGGGCUGCCACCUGUGCGCUCUAUUCUGGGGACAGGGCGCGAGUAUCUCGGAUGGCCAAGAAAAGUUUGGCACUGCCAACACUGUUGAACUGCCUUCCGGCUCUUGGGUAUCCCAAUACCAGAACCGCAGGAGUUCUCUCCUACAAUAUCUGAGAUACACGGGCCGUGCGCUAUCUACACACAAUUCCAGCCUAGCCAUAUUGCGAGGGGAUGGGCUACGAUACGCUGCGCACCAAGAUCUAAACGCGAAAUUCAAUGCCUCGAAUGCGUCUACAGAGACCUUUUCCGUUGCACUCUCCUGGCUCAACGAAUGCCUGUACGAGCACAGGAAGUGCCGCGACAUUCACCAUGCAAUCGCCAAGCCCCCGACACGACUUCUCGACAUCGGAAUAAGCGAUCCAAUAGUUCGGCUAGUCUAUCCUACGGCACCAGUCCGCUACGUGACAGUAAGCCAUCGUUGGGGUAGUUCUCGGCCGUUAACACUUACUCGUGCCAACGAAGCCAGAUUGUCUGAAGGAUUCUCAUUCGAGGAGCUCCCGCAACUGUUUCGAGACUGCGUUAUGGUGGCUCGACGACUUGGGCUCAGGCAUAUAUGGAUAGAUUCGCUUUGCAUUCUGCAAGACUCAACAGAGGACUGGGCUUACGAAUCUGGCCGUAUGGGCUACGUAUACCGUGGUUCCCUUCUAAACAUUGCAGCAGUCUCCGCCCGAGACAGCAGCGACUCACUAUUUACCAGACGCCACCCGUUAUGCACAAAUUCCUGCUACCUACAGGAAGUGUCUACUCGUGCUCGGAAUAUUGUUCGCAUUUCCGCAUCGCGCAAAACUGCGCCUUCGCUGUACAACCGAGCGUGGGUCUUGCAAGAAAGACUCCUGCCAGCGCGUACACUGGAGUACACCCACGAAGGUGUCAAUUGGUACUGCACAGAGGCCUUGUAUGAGGGACCUAGCCAGCACCAGGAUGCAAAACCUGAAUGGGUCCAUGCAACAGGACCAUGGGGCUCCCCGUCCCUUCCUUGGAAUUUCCUGCUCGAUAUGAAAGGGACUGAGCUCUCUCCUCCUCUACGGGAAACCGGACAACGGUACUGGAUGGAGAUCAUCAAUGCAUACACAGCCAUGGACUUGACCUACGAAACGGACCGUCCGUAUGCACUGCAAGGGAUUAUCGCAACAUUGCAGCAACAGACGCACCUUCGCUUUGUUGCAGGCGUCUGCAAAGACUUUCUGCCAUACUCUUUGCUCUGGUGCAUCCCUGGGAGGCGUAGCGUCCGUAAAGCUUCCUGUUUCGCUUAUCCGUCCUGGUCGUGCGCUUAUCGAAGGAGCAAACGGAGAUUUGCAUUGGAAUGGCUCGAAGAGAGGAAACUGUCUACGGGUGCUUCCACAUGCGCUGAUGUCAGCAUCUGUGACCAGACUCUAUUCCUGCAUCUCAAAGGGAGGAGCUUCGGACCUGUUAUGAUCCUUCCACAGCGUGGCGGGCAAGGAUAUGACGAAUUCGGCUCUGAAGUCGUCGCUUACAUUACUGCGUCCAGCCGAUACACGUGGUGCCCGCGCGUCCAGCUCAACGAGUCGUUUUCAAAGCUCAGAGGAGUGCUCCAGUUAAUCACGGACUACGACAUAUCCAACGCACUCGAGGUGGAUUUGGUUAUUCUGGCGUCAGGGAUGUGGCUGGGAGAAUUCGGGGGGCUUAUCUUGACUCGAGCCGAACUGGACACGGAUACUUGGGAGCGAGUUGGAAUGUUUACGAUUGAUCGAUCGGACAUUGAACGGCUUGAGAAAGGAAAGAGGAGCUGGUUCGACGUUGCGCGGGAGUAUCAAGUACGAUGAUGUUCUGCUUUUGCCUACGUCCGCACUCUACUCCUAGCAGUAUAGAAAACACCGUUUGUGCAAAGGUCCAUGGGCUGGUAUACUAGCAUGUUCCUGAGGUCGGCUGCAACACUCUAGAUGUACUCCCUUCGUGUCUUGACAGGACUCAACCUCGAGUCCGGCCAAUCAGUACUGUGGGACGCUUCCUCAUGUCCAUGGGUACCGGAAGUUCUAAGCCACGC
Molecule: messenger RNA, 2566 nt
Organism: Trematosphaeria pertusa
Lineage: Eukaryota; Fungi; Ascomycota; Dothideomycetes; Pleosporales; Trematosphaeriaceae
Product: HET-domain-containing protein
Exons: 1
Coding region: 264-2345 (693 amino acids)
Source: RefSeq, a predicted model, not a curated record